This is a messenger RNA of Rhopilema esculentum, 1567 nucleotides long. Its product is annotated as chymotrypsinogen A. Lineage: Eukaryota; Metazoa; Cnidaria; Scyphozoa; Rhizostomeae; Rhizostomatidae. Gene Ontology annotation, biological process: proteolysis. Gene Ontology annotation, molecular function: serine-type endopeptidase activity. The record is from RefSeq and is a predicted model, not a curated record.
GCAAACUGCCAAGUAAAGGAAGCUUCAAUGCUUUACUUCCGGUCAUAGACCCACAUUUUUCAUGUUUAGUUCUUAUAAACUCGCCAAAAGCCUCAAGCAAGCAGUCACUGAGCAAAAGCAGUUUGAAAGCGAUCUACAAAUCUUUCUGACUUGGGAAUCAGCAAGCAACCUGCCUGAUGUUCCCUUUCUUGCUGUUACUUAUUCUCGGCCGGCAAGCUUUUGGAGCCCAAAGCCAAGAAUGCAACGAUUCAGAGAUGUAUGCAAGAACCUGUCUUAAUUGGAAGAGUUUCUGUAAAAGCCGCUUGCCGGAUUUCACUUUUAUGCAAAUACAUUGCAAAAAGUCAUGCGACCUCUGCCCAGUGAAUGGUGGGUACAGUGCUUGGGAACCAUAUGGAGCUUGCAGUGUAUCUUGCGGAGGAGGCACCAAGACGAGGUCUAGAAAAUGCAAUAAUCCGGCCCCUAAAAACAACGGCAGGCCAUGCACAGGUCCAUCAACUCAAACAGCAGUUUGCAACUCUAAAGCUUGCCCUGGCUCAUGUGAAGAUGACCCUGCUGCAGCAAAGACCUGCCCAUUAUACAAACGUUUCUGCAAAAUCAAUGCAGAAUAUUACAAUUGGAUAUCACUGGUAUUACAUAAAAAAUGCAGAAAGACCUGCGGGUUCUGCAAAACGGUGCAAAAAAAGUGCGGCUUGCGAGGUCUUUCGAAAGGGAAGCCUUUUGUUGUCGGUGGAGUGGUUGCUGAACCUCACACUUGGCCCUGGUCAGUGGCUUUGCUGAAAUUUGGCUUUCACCAUUGCGGAGGUUCCUUGAUAGACAACCAAUGGGUCUUAUCUGCAGCACAUUGUUUUGAAAAUGAUAAACAUCUUGAGGUUGUGCUAGGCGAGCAUGACAGAACACUGGAUGAAGGGUCAGAAAAGAAAGUAAUGAUAGAAAAAAUAUUCAAUCACCCAGACUACAACUCCCAAACAUUUAAUAAUGACAUCGCAUUGAUCAAGUUGAAAGAAAAGGUAGAGCUGAAGUUCACGCCGCUGGGUAUACCUGACAAGAUUGGAGUUGUCUGUCUUCCAGAGGCGAUGAAGAAAGCAAAAAUUGGUCAGAAAUGUUACAUAACAGGUUGGGGCAGAACUAAGUACACAGGCUCAAGCAGCAAUGUACUGAUGGAAGCAGAGAUGCCUGUUGUGACUAACGAGGUAUGCAAGGCGCAAAACAGCCAUAGGGGGGGACUCAAUAUCACAUCGAAGAUGUUGUGUGCUGGAAAUAAGCCAGGCACGCCCCAAAGUGGUUGCUAUGGGGACUCUGGUGGGCCUUAUGUCUGCACUGAGGACGGUGAACACUGGACCCUAACAGGGGUUGUAAGUUGGGGGUCCUCAAUUUGCGAUCGGGCAAAACGAUACACUGUUUUCGCACGUGUGAGCGAAUUCGUUACCUGGAUAGAGAAGACGAAGAAAGCGAACUAGCAAACUGCUGUAAUUAAAAGUCAGACUUGAAAAGUUUUAGAUAUUUAGUCACUUGGAUUGAAGUGUAUUUUCGUAAAUUGUGAAUCGUUACAUAUGACAUUUAAUAACUA